Hansenula ciferrii is the source of this 762-nucleotide messenger RNA. RefSeq lists its product as uncharacterized. The transcript has a single exon. NCBI's taxonomy places the organism in Eukaryota, Fungi, Ascomycota, Saccharomycetes, Phaffomycetales, Wickerhamomycetaceae. The coding region runs from base 1 to 762 and encodes 253 amino acids. The record is from RefSeq and is a predicted model, not a curated record.
AUGUCCACCUCAUUUGAUAGUGAAUUUGAAAGUUUUGAAUCAAGUAAUAAAAAUGAUGUAUCAAAAAAAAAUCAAAAUUAUUAUAUUGAACAUGAAAAUGAUUAUAUAAAUCAAGAAAAUUUUGGAGAAUCAACUCAAAAUUAUAUACAGAGAGAAGGUAAUGAUCAAGAAGUAUUAGAAUCAAUUGAAAAAAUCAAUAAUCUUUUAAGUUGGAAUGAUCAACUUUCAAUUGAAAUUAAUAAUAAAUUUCAACAAUUUGAGAAUGUUAAUAUAGAAGUUAUACAAAAUUUAGAAUUUUUACAAAAUCAUAUAAAUAAAUCACAACAUAAACAAUUAAAAGAACCUAAAUUCAUUCAAAAAAAAUCAAAGUCAUAUUUACCCACACCAGAAGAUGAAAUUUAUCAUGAAAAAAAUUUAGAAUUUGAAAUUCAAGGAAUAUCAAAGCAAAAUCAAUCAACUCCAAAUUUACAAAGUUUACCUUCAUCACCAGAAUUAGAUCAUAUAGAACCUAUAAGAACAAAUGGUAGUGAGAUUGAAGAAAUUGAAAUUGAAUUAAAUGAUAAGAUAUCAAGAUUGGUUUCUCAAAAUUAUAAUAAUGAAAAUAUUUUAAAAUUGAAAAAUAUUGUUAAUUCAACAUUUGAAUUAUUAAGAUUUGAGAAUGAUCAAGAUAAUUUAAAAUUAAUGAAUUUUAAUAAUGAAAUAAAUGAGAAAAGUAGUGGAUUAAUAAAUAAAUUAUAUGGAUUAGUUGAGUCAUUUACAUAA